Molecule: messenger RNA, 14976 nt
Organism: Porites evermanni
Lineage: Eukaryota; Metazoa; Cnidaria; Anthozoa; Scleractinia; Poritidae
Source: the annotation of a GenBank genome assembly
UCAAAAUAGAAAGCACCGGUGGCCGAUGUGGUCGAUCUAUUUUUCUGAUUCAGUAAGAAUUAAAUUUCUCCAGCAUGUCUCAAGUUUGUUCGAAUUGCGGUGGUAGUGACAUUGAUAUAGAUCAAGCUCGUGGUGAUGCUGUGUGCAUGGGAUGCGGUUCUGUCCUUGAAGACAACAUUAUUAUUUCCGAGGUACAGUUUCAAGAGAACAGUAUUGGAGGAGCUAGUGCAAUAGGACAGUUCGUCUCGUCAGAGGGUAAGAAAUGUUCUUUCAACUAUGAACUUUUCAAGAACUCUUUUGGAACUUUUAAGAACUCCUUUGACGAAAUUAAUAGAGAAACUCGUACAUUUAACUUGAUGUUUAUAGUGUGAGGAUAGUACACGUGUAUUGAACAUCUCUGUUUGAUUUUCUUUCUGAAAUCAUCCAUUUUUUACUAAUUUUACAUCACUGUGUUAGGAUAAAAAAGAAGGAAAAGGGAAAAAAAAUGAUGUCAACAAGGAAAUAGGAUGUUUACACAUAAGUUCGCGAGCAUCGUGUAGGGUUUGAACCACGACGUUGCUGUAGGCCAAGGGGCGAUUGGCGAAGAAGCAAGAUGUGAUCUCCAUUGCGCCAUGCGGAUCACGUGACACUUAUUGCUCCAAUCGAUUGUUUUUAUCGUGAAGAAAAGGUGGUUGCCCUGUUUCCGUUCACCACAAAUUACCACUAUAAUGAUUGUUUAUUUUCUCAUAAAUCCUAUGGUAUUCUUAAUUUAUGUGUUUAAGUAAUGGUCCGUGUAAGAACUAGGCAAAAGAACAAUAGGCUAGUGCAAUAGCGGCAGUUAUUUUUUAGGUGCUAAUUUCUCUAAUCAAAUUAAAUUUGAAUGCUCUGAUUGGUCAAUAGGGCAAAAAGCGCGAAAUUUGAAUUAUAGAAAUGAAUUAAGAUAGUAAAAGAGUCAUUCAAACAAUUUUUUAUUUUGUCUACUGCUCUGAUAUGUUGAAAACUAUAACAUAUCUAAAAUUUAGAGGAUUUCUAUGUGCCAAACCCAAACAAAGUUAAACUGAUAUAAAAUUACAUGAAAAUGGCACAGGAAUACAUCAAUCGGCGACCUUCUGAAAGACAGCUACUUCGGCUUUCACAAAGGAAAUGUCAAAACUGUGAUCGGAAACAGCAGUAAUCCAAGCUCACAUGGCGAACGCGCCAAAGCCGCGUGGUUUUAUUUUGCCACCAUAAAGAACAACAAUUUCAUAAAAUCAUGUCGGAGGGUUAUCCUAAUGGCCUGCAUUUGAAUAAAAAGACGAUUGUCCAUACAGAAAAAAAUUCAUGGAUGUUCAGAGAAUUCGGUUUCAGAAGAAGUUCUCUUGACAGUCUUACAUGGUAGAUAUAUUUUUAGUCUAAAUAUCUCCGCAAAACCUACUUUCAUACUUAGAAAAAGUAAAGGAAACAGUUACAGUCAAACUUGCAUGAUCUUUCGUACCGGGUAACACUCAAAACUAGUGAGAGCUACAUUUGUAUUAUAUAUGAUAACUAAGCGGCUGCCGUCUUACAACUGUUGCGAAAUUACAAUCACAAAUUUCGAUUCGUUCGUCUUAAGUUGCACUUAGCUUGACAAAACAGCCUAGAUUGAAAACAAAUCGAAUUAUAGAAGAGUAAAGAUACACAAAAUUCCGAAGUUUCGAAAAGGACAAAAUAACUACACAGUCACAUCAUGCGGUGAUGCGAUAAUUUAUUGGGUUCAGCUUACCUCAAUAAGCUCAAAUCAGGCGGCUUCACAUCGCUUUAAGAAAUUUAAUUUAUUUCUGUAUAAAGAACAAAUCUGUCGCUUCCACUCUUUGUGCCCAGCUAAUCUCCACGAUUACUCUGAAUCAUCACUGAAUCAAAGCGACCCCCUCCUGACAACAUAAACAACUGCUUCGGUCCUAUUUGUCCACAUGGCCACUCGACGACAUGUUGAGGACAGCUGCAAACGCUGCUGCAGUAGGAAUUUCACGAUCACUCCGAUGAUAAAAUACAUUGAAUAAAAGCAAUAAACAAUCGAUAAAGGGAAAUAUGUAGAUUUCAGCGAUGAAAUUGACGACAUUUCUUUGGGCAAAAGACAAAUUUCCUCACAUCUCAAGUAUGGCAUCCAAGAUGGUUCACAACAAGGUCACGCGCGUGUUGCACGUUUUCUGCUCUAACUUUUGAUUGGCGCACAGAACAAUGCUUAAACUUGGCCAUGAGGUAAAAGACAGGAGAAUGGGGGAAAUAAAGCUCAAAAAAGUUGUUUUUGUCACGUUUUUCUUGGUUUUUUCGUCGAUUUUUGGAUUUCAGCCAAUCAGAACCCACCAUUUAAUUGAAAUUAAAAAUUAAAAGUUAACACCUUUUAAUCGAUUUUGCGUUCUGCCUGCCUAGUUCUUACGUGGACCAUUACUUAAUUUUCUCUUUUGAUAUAAUAACUUGAAUAACUAAUUUCAAAUCUCAGUAAUUGUUAUAGUGACUGAAAAGGUUGUACAGUCGACUUCCGGUAUUAAACUCGAACCUCCGGCUACCUCAAAGCAAUUUUCAUUUCCCUUCAGAUCGUUUUCUAAAUAAUUUUACCCUUGAUAACUCAAACUCCUGGUAACUCAAACUUUUUUCUAUUUCCCUUGAAAGUUCGAAUUAUUGGGAGUCGGCUGUAGUUAUGAACAACAGUAUUAAGGGACACAGCUGAUUUGCAUGUCACAAGAUGGGCAUGAAACAGAAAGUGAGAAGCGUAUCCAGAAUGCUCUAAACAAACCUUGUAGAGUUGAACUAGAUACAUGCUGAUUAAUCAUGAUUAUAGACCCUAAGCCAUAUCAGCAAAUACUUCCGAAUUCGAACUUCAGUAGAGGUGAGAAAUUGCACGAAGUCUGAAUCAUUGUCGAAGGUUCAAAGCCGAGAAAGCUUGAUUUUCCAAAUAAUGUAACCUUUUCCAGCGAUUUUCCAAAAUUAAUAUAUAUAACGAUCACGGUAUUAUAAGAUAACGAUAACGCUCACCAAUGUUACUAAUUCAUUUCUCUUGUUAUCUUGGUAAAUGAAGGCAAUUUCUCCGGCCUGGUGCCUAUGCGUUUCUCACCUCUUCCGUUCAUAUUCCUUUGAAUACUGUUCUUAAUGAAAUAUGACAAAAUAAUGCUAUAGGAUGAGUAAAAGUUUGCUCAAAAAGAGGUUUUCAGUUAAAGAUCGUGGACUGAAUGAAACACUAGGGAGGAUUGAAGGGAAUUUCUAGAUGUAUCUGAUGCGUAGAUUUGAUUUUGGGUUGAGGUAAACUUUUUUCAAACUGGCUAAAGAAGUGUCCCUUAGCUGACUGUGUCCCUUUAAAUUCUCAUGUAUUUUUUUAUUUAUUUACCAGGAAACAAAACAGGUGUUGGACUUGGCUCUGGGUUUCGUCAUGGUCUUGGCCAAGAAUCAAGAGUGGUGACUCUUGAAAAUGGUAUUUCAUGAUUUGUGCUUCUGAUUUGUGUUUUUUUUCUCUAACUUUUUAAGACGCUGACCAUUUUAAUGCUAGUGAGACAUUUCAGUCAUCCAAUUAAACGUACAUACAAGCAAAUCUUAACGAUACCUCAACAUUCGCUUUACAAAGAGUCUGAUGGAGGUUUUAGGUUCGUUGAUGUUCAGAGAUCUAUGACUGGCAGACAUAUGUAGCUGAUGGAAUAAAAUGGUACAAUCAAAACAGCUGUGACUGAGUGGAGAAAAAUUUUGAUAACUUGUGUUGAGGUCAAAUUAACAGAUGUCCAUUUUCCUUGACAUUAAUGCAAAGAAAGUUUCACUUUUCUUAUUUGCAUUUCUAUUUUUCAAAUUAUAUUCAUUUGUUUCCUUUCAAGAUUAUAAGUCUUGCCUACAUAAAAUUCUACAAGUGUAUUUCUUGCUCCUCUCUUCCUCUGAAAUCCCAAGUUAAUCCCACCCCAGUAAAAAUGUAGGUGUGAGCAAACUGUGAUCACAAAGCGUGAUCACCAGUAAAAUUUUUUAUGUGUGGUCACAUCCUUGUAAUGGAGUAAACCAUGAUAUGAUCUAAUCAUGAAAAGACAGCUAUGUAAUAAAUUGGAUCAGAAAGGCUUGAUCAAGUCCAGAAUAAAUUCAUGAUCAUGGACACUAUGAAACACUGCAGAUGAAGCAAAAAUAUACCUCUUCGAAAAAAAUUAAGGCACCAAAAAUAAAGUUUAUUUAAUAUUAUUAUUAUAAUGUUAUAAGUAAAACUAAAGCGCUUAAAUUGCAGUAUCGGGGUUGUCACUAAAAUUUCAAGUUGCCUGGUAAAAUAAUACAACAAGUAGGUGGGGAAUCAAUUAGCUAAGAAUUUAUUUAGGUUCUAUUUUUCGUCUAUUUUUCAAUUAAUGCAGCCGGGGACCACGCUCAUUAGUAGCUGGGGGAAUCCCCAGGCCCCCGGCUCUUAAUUACAGGCCUGGUCAGUAUGCACGCCAUCUGAUGUAAACUGUGAUCACAGCUGGGGUUGAUCACAGGUCUGAUCACUUCUUUCAUGGUUUGACAAUGCUAUCCCAAAAGUAUGAUCAUGAGAAAAGGAGUGAUCAUGCCAGUGACCUUGGGCAUGAUUUGUGAUCAUGCAUUGCUUGAUCACAAAAUAUUCUUACUGGGACAGCCUUCUAAAAAGGCAAAACCUGGAUCCUGAAAAAGCUCUUUGGGAACACCCUUACAUGGGUUUGUCUGAGCUGUUACUUUGCUCCUUUUUACAUGUAGGCAAGAAGAGAAUAAAUAUGGUUGGUCAUCAGUUACAGAUGAAUCAGCAUUGUAUUGACACGGCAUAUAACUUUUACAAGUUAGCAGUAAACAAACGCCUCACCAGAGGCCGGCGAAUAAACAAUGUUGUAGCAGCGUGCUUGUAUCUUGUAUGCAGAACAGAGAGAACACCGCGUAUCCUUUGAAAAUCAGUUUUAAAAAAAGUAACUUCAUGUUAUGUGAUGCAGGUGAUGUUUCUGUUUGUGUCUCAGUUCAGUUAAUUAAGUGCAUUUGUGUCUCAUUACUUCUUCUUGUCAUGUCAGAGGCACUUUCCAAGUAAUCUAUCCACAAAUUAUUCAAAAGAUAAACUUCAGCAUUUUAUUAUUGCCACAAAGUUUUUGUCAUAGGCCAUCUCCAGGCUUACAGUAUCAAAUUGAAUCUAGUGGCUCAGCUGGUAUAAUAUUAAUCAUAGGUGAUUGCCUCCACUAGCCUAGCUGUACACGUAUACUAUAAGUAUGUGCACAACCUGAAGAGUGUUCUCCAGAUGGGAGCUCCAGUAGCUGCCAAAAAUUGCUGUAUAGUUGGCACAGAAGCACUGGCUACUCAAACAAAAGUAUUUUCUAAGAAAGGAAAUAGAUCGCUGGGUAGUAUUUGUUUCUGAGCCAUUUUGUUCAAUAACAGCAGAUUUAUGAUAAAAAAUAUUUUGUAUAGGUAAAUGAAGGUGCCACCUCCAUGACUAAAAUUCUUUAACUGGUUGCUUAAAUUGCACUGAAAUGCACUUUCUGAAGCCCCUAAAAUAAAAAUUUUUCCCAAGGACAGGGGGGCAAAUGCCAGCCAUGUCUACCCCCACAUGGAGCACAUCAGCAUGAAACUGGCUUUCCACUCAUUUUAAUCUAAUCAUUUGCCACCUCCUUUAAUUUUUGAUCCUCUACCCUACUUUUUCUGGAGAAGACUGCAUAAGUAAGAGUGAAAUGCAGAGUAACAUAUUAUGGAAUCCUUGACACAAUUGCAGACAUGCUUCUGGACUUCAGUGAUGUUUUGCAGGUACUGCUAUCAGCAUUUUAGUCUUAUCUUUUAAGAAGGAACUUCACAACCUGCCGAAGUAAAGGAUACCGGUAGAAUAAACGUUAGGAAUAAUAAACUUAGUCGAUUGAAAUAAACUGCCAGACUCUAAAGUCAUCCCUCACUUGCUUCUGGAUGGGUUUAGUAUAGCAAGCAUGGAGAGUGUGCUUUCACUUUGUGUCAGGGUGGACAUUAUGGGCGCUUUCCAUUUACCAAAAACUUUGAGAAACUUCCAUGGAAGUUAACGUCCAUCGAGUGAAGAACGUGUUCCAUUUGACCAAGGUUCCAUUUGUUUAUGCUCUCAUCACCAAAAUUCAAGAUGGUGGCACAGAUAUCGCUGUGAAUAGCAUAGAACUGGUGAUUCCUCGCAAAAACCUGUAAAUCAAACAUGCAUUUCCAUUGGAAAAGUUUCUAGUGGGAAAACAGGACUACCUUUUCAAUUUUCCAGUUAUUCCCGGGAAUUUUCCAGUGGAACGCCUGAUAAAAGCAUGUUCCAUUUACAUCUCAAGAAGAAUUUCCGGAAUAAUUGGUAAAUGAAAAGCACCCUAUAUGUUUCUUUUGGUGAUUUCUAUUGUUUUCCCCUAAGCCUUGGCAACAAGUUUGAAAUUAUUAUUUGUGUGAAGUUAGCCACUUUUUAGCCUCGGAAUGAUAAUUAGCACCCUGAGUGUGGGAAUUGAAUUUAACUCUUGUGAAUUGCUUUGAUAGGUUGAUGUGUUUACAUUGGGUAGAGCUUAUCUUAAACUGGCUCAGGAGCUCUACAUUAAUCUGCCUGCUGUUGGUAAGAAAGCCUUAAACCUGUAUGUAAUGUUUAUCAAUAUUAUUUGUGUGGUUAAGUAUAUGGUGCUUAUUCUUAGUUUUCACUUAAUUUGUGACAAGGUAGUCAAGCUGGUGUAUAAUACAGAGUAUUUUCACAGAAUUUGUACCACAAUUAUUUAUUUCCCAGAGGAGUAAACCUACAUGUUGGCUGUGACAUCACCCCAUAAAUAUCACAUACAGUCGAACCUCCCUAAUACGGAGACCGAAGGGACAGAGCAAAGUGUCCGUAUUAGAGAGGUUGCUAUGAUUACAUAUACGUCACCUUUCAGGCCCCACUAACAGGUUAGAGUGUUCGUUAAGUAAAAUCAAGCCCAGAACUCAGUGCCUUGUUAAUUUCUGAAUCUAAUUUUAUUAAUGUUAAUUGUACUUCUCAGUUACAUGCAGUACAUACGAAUUUUGCAACAAAACGAAAUACUUUGCCUAAGACAUGUUCUGGUAUUGGUUUAUCGCUGACUGAUAAAGUGUCAAUGUUUGUGUAACUGCCGACAGGAAAUGGUACAUAUACCACAAAUUAUCAACACCUUGUCCCGUAGUGUCCGUAAAAAAGAGGUUAAGUUUGUACGAAUUUGCUCCAAAGGGCCGAGAUUUUGUGUCCGUUGUCAGUAUUAGAGAGGGUCCGUAUUAUAGAGGUUUUUUUUGGAGGAAAUGUAUGAGAAUUUUGUCGGUACAUAUAUAGGAAACUGUCCAUAAUAGAGAGCUGUCCGUAUUAGAGAGGUGUCCGUACCAAGAAGUUCGACUGUAUUUGUGAAGCAUGCUUAUGUGCUGCUUACUGGUUUCUAUAAAAACCAUUCCAGAAUGAGUCAUGAAAUUGUUCCUGUGAAAUGUAUUUCAUUCUGGUAAAAUGUAACCUGACAAAAGAACUUUCUCCGGAGAUGAAAUUGCAAACGCUGUAUAAUCUAGGGUGAGUAGAGCAUGUAUGUUUGAUCUCGCACAAAAAUCAUGUGAGUGAGAAAUCCUUAGGCUGACAUUAGCUGAGAUGGUUGAUGUUGUCCUGUGAAUGCAGUAGGGACUUCAUAUUUUUAGGAAAAUUUAUUGGGGAAUGAAAACAAUUCUGGUAUCAUGUGAAUAGCCUGUAACUACCCAUUCAAUAACGUUUAGUUCCCUUUUAGUUUGCUUUGUUUUAACUGGAAAAAAUAUGAAACGUUGACUUGCCCAGAGAAGGUUGGGUCAUGAAGACUAUGUUUUUUAUGUGCUGGGUUAAUAAGCUCCUUAUAGAACAAUAUAUUAGAAAGCAGGUAUUCAAUAAUGGCUGUUAGAGUCAGUUAAGGAAUUAUUAUGUAAUUACUAUACUUCUCCUGUUCCUAGAUCCUUGUCUAUACAUCCAUCGUUUUGCACACAAAUUGGAGUUCGGUGAAAAGGAGCAUGAUGUUGCUAUGACUGCAUUGAGGUUAGUCUCAAGAAUGAAAAGAGAUUGGAUUCAUCAUGGUCGGCGUCCUUCAGGGCUCUGUGGGGCAGGUAAAUGACCUUGGAGGAUGUUUUGUUUUCUAUUUCUUGUCUAUUUCUUAUCAUUACCCAUUUGAGUUGCACAUUUCUGUUUACCCCAUCCACUCCCCCUCAGGUGCUGCAAGGAGAACUAGUGGAGGGACUAGUGGGUUUGCAAGUCCCAAGCUUAUACUGUGUUUUGAGCUUUAAGUGUUCUUGUUUCUUUGCACCAUUUUCUGUAACCAUGUAUGGCUUGAUUUCAAUUGUGUAAUGUAUCUGCCAAAUAAUGUUAUUUAUUUCAUCCUUGACAGCCCUCUUGGUCUCCGCAAGAUUACAUGGUUUUAAUAGAACAGUGCGCGAAGUUGUGCGAGUUGUUCGCAUCAGUGAAUCCACCAUUAGAAAGAGGUUAGGAGACUUUCAAGAUACACCUUCUAGCCAACUCACCAUUGAUGAAUUUCAAAAAAUAGAUCUUGAGGAAGAGCAAGAUCCUCCUUCAUUUACGCAGGCAAGGAAAAGGGCCAAACAGCAAAUGGAGGAGCUUAACAAACCUGAAAUCACUUCUGAAUUGGAGGCUUUUCAGAAAGCAGUUGACAUGGCUUUAGGAGUUCACAAAAAAGAGGAUAAUGUAAAAAUUAUCAAAGACAAUGGACCUAUUACUUCCGCUGAGAAUGAUAAUGGUGUUCCGGGGAAUGGCAGUUCAGUUUUUGUUCCCCCAUUUUGCACAGGAGAGCAGAAAAAUGUUGCAUUUAGCAAUGGUGGAAAUACAAAUUCUUCAUCAGUUGGUGAUGGGAAAGAAGACACGUCUCAGACAGGUAUAAAAUUUGUUUUUUACUUGGCCUAUAGUUGCCUUGUGCCUUGACAUGGGUGAGGACAACUUGAGUGUUUUAUUUUUCUUUACUUGACGUAAAGGUAGUGAUCAUGUUUUACAGUGCAAGUUCAAAAGUAGGUUAAGUUGCUUGUAAGGCCAUGUAAUGUCUAACCCUGCUUUAGGGACCUCAUUAUUAUGGACAGUUUGCUUUGUCCAUGGAGAUAGAAAACCCUGACAUUUUCUCUCAAUUCAACUGGCUUAAUAUGGACAACCCGUUCAAACAGACACAUUCUAUGGCCACCUUGGUGUCCAGUAUAAAUGGGGUUUGAAGGUAGCUAGAUACUGCUGCACGUUAGUGUUUCAGAGUUUUUCUUUCUCUCCCUUGCUUCGAGAUGUUUUUGCCCCAAGUGCUCUUGUUUUCCCUUCUCCUAAAAACCAUUGCUUCCAAAUUCCAAUUCAAUUUGAAACACACAGACACAUUUAAACGAUUUCUUCAGAACUCUUGAGUGCUUCGUGGGUAACUAAAUUACAAUUUACCAUAUUCUUGGGAUAUGACACAUAGUUCAGUGUUGCUUAUCAAAUGCCAUCAUAUGGCACAUCAGUGUACACUGUUUGCCUCAAUUCUAUAUUUUGAAAUAUUCGUUCUGUGUUGUAGUUGAAGAACCGUCAGAAGACAAAGAAAGUGAGGAGCUGGAUCUAACUGGGCUAGAUGAUGCUGAACUCGAUAAAGUAUGAUAUGUAGUCUUGUAGUUGAACAGAGUACCAACAGGCCGUUUUGAGGUUGUGCGUAACAGAGUUGUCGUUGGGCAGGUUUCGUACACUUACAAAUAAAUUCUGGAAAUUUGUUCUUUGUGUUGUCACGCAACACUUCUCCCCACAGGAAGAGGAAGGGUAGCUUGGAAGUAAUGGUGCAAGAGAUAAUGGGGCGCGCAAGGGAGACAUGCGUGUCUCUGUCAUGUGCCUUUUUCUUACCCGCGCCCAUUACUUCCAAGCGCCUGCUACGCAGGGUAGAGGAGGAGCUUGGAUGCAUAGGAGACUAGGAAGUGUGUAAUGAUCCUUUUGAUGUGUUGAAUUUUGGUCGUAAUGUUAAAUGUAUGCUGACGUUUGAGCUUACUGCACAUGUAUAAUCUAAAGAGAGAGAUUUGAGAGAUUAGUUUGGUUAUUAACGGUAGUCAAAAGAUAGUAUACCGGUAAUUAAGACAGGGCUUCUGAUAUUUCGCGCGGUCGCGGACCCGCGAAAUUCAGGUAUUUCCGCGAAAUCCGCCAGAAAUAUUUCCAAAUACAUGUCGGCAAAACAUAUUUAAUACUUAUCUUGGCUAUUAGACCUGUUUUAUUCACCCCAAACGUCCAAAUUUAUCUUGAAACUUCGUCACUGCAACGAGUAAACAACGUCCCGAAACUACCAGGCGUUUUUAGAUGAACGUUGCGAAAAACUGGGUACUAACCAUCAUGUUAAUAGCUUUAGCAUUCGCUCAUUUCUCGAGCGAACUGUUGUGGAAAGAGUAAAUGAUUAUCCCUGUUAAAAAAACGUUAAAAACGCUGGUCAUAUCGACGCAAAAUUGAUCGAUUUUAGCUAAAUUUGCCCAAAAAAAAUCCAGCGAAAUCGGCAGUUUUUUACUGAUUGUUUCUUGGCGAAGUUUCCCCCCGAAAUUUCCCGUGAAAUCGGCCGAUUUUUCUUAGAAUUUGCCCCUGAAAAUCCUUCGUAAUUUGACUUUUUUCCGCUAAAAUCCCGCAAAAUCGGCCGAUUUUUCUGCGAAUUUUGACUUUUCUCCCGCGAAAAUCCUGCGAAAUCGGCCGAUUUUUUCGCGAAUUUUGACUUUUCUCCCGCGAAAAUCCCGCGAAAUUGGCCGAUUUUUCCGCGAAUUUGCCCCUGAAAAUCCCGCGAAAUUUUGCUUUUUUUCCGCGAAAUAUCAGAAGCCCAAUAAGAGUUCCGCACAAUUAAGAAUUCUUUCAAUUGAGAAAUCUGUUAAUGGAUUUCUAACCAGGAAUUUUUGGAUUCCCCCCUCUCUGUAGACAAUUCAGUGAAAAAGCUUUUGUAACUUUGGAAUCUUUUAGGAAGUUAGCGAUGAUGCCGCGAUGACGUUUGCUCAUUUGGUGCAACUUUCCGUAUAUCAAAAUUACUUUGUCCAAGUAUUCAGUGAGUUAAAAUCAUUUCUUGCCUACUUGAUUUCCAGUGCCUUUUAAACAGCGAAGAGAUUGAAAUAAAGACAAAACUCUGGAUGGAAGAAAAUAAGGAUUACUUGGAAAAAUUAAAAGGUGAAUUUAUUAUGUCGUUCAUUUAGGUAUGUAUAGCGUGUGCAGUAAAGGUAAGGAUCUAAUCAAUAUUCAGGCAAGGAGGGUGCUUUCACUGCAUGAAAGGGAAUCCAGACUCCGGAACCCGGGAAUACCUUACUUGUGGAAUCCAGAAUCUGGGAAAAUUUUGCUUGAAAAUUCGGGAAUCCUGGUCUUUGGAAUCCACAAUACAGCUCAAGGGAUCCGCAGUCCUACUAAAGAGGGGAAUCUAGAAUCCAUUUUCCACUGACAAAGGCUGGAAUCCAGUACCUGGAAUCCGGAUUUCGCAGCGUGGAAUCCAGAAUUUGUCUUGGGUUCCCUUACAUUGGGCCAGUACAGUUGCGUUAUUAUCCAAACAAAUUAAAUCCUAAAAGAGUUUUAAACCCAUGACCUUGCUUUCAACUGGACGAUUGCUAUAACCAACUCUGUUAGACAAUGAACUGUGCAUUCACGGCUGAAAAUCGUCUAACCGAAUGCGGACAUUUUGGUUACGCCAGCCAAAUACCUUUACUUCCGUUAAAAAAGCAAUCAAAUAGCCUUCUUGGAAGACUUCUGUCUGUGUUGAGUCAAGCCUUUAACGGAGCCGUUGGCAACACAAGACGGUUUAAUAAUCGGUUUAAUGCUUUUGUUCCUCAUAGAAAAACAAGAGAAAGAAGCGAGAGAAAAGGAAGAAGGAAAUAAACAGGAAAAUAAAAAGGUUAGACAAAAACAUGAUGAACUACUACUCAGUUAUGUUUUACUGUUAUAGGAUAGGAAGCCUGCAUGGUAGGUAAGGGUGAAGGAAGGGCGAAUUUAUAUAUUGAUUUAGACAACGUUUUCUUACGGGACCUACUCGGGAAAUCCCUAGCGGGUAGGGAACGGGAUUCCCAUCAUCUUGCCUGCACUCGUAAGUAACUCUAUCAAUAUAGAGCAGCUGUCCUGUUGCUGUGUGCGGUGGAUCAUAUUGUCCAACGCCAAGAAUGAUCUCUUGCCAACGCGUACUGCCCUAUUUCUUUGUCCCUUUUAUACUGAAAUCAGGGCUCACGAUAGCCUAGCCUGCGUAGCUAGGGUUUUCGUGCGAUUUCGGAGCAAAAAACGAGGAUCGAGAGUCAAAGAUCUCGCGAAAAGCUCUCGCUCUCGUUCCAGUUUUCGCGCGGUCAAAACCGAAAACCCCAUUCCUCGGUCUUUCUUUGCUCUGAAACCAAACGGAAAACGCUUGCUACGCAGGCUAACGAUAGCCAAUCAGAUUGGAGGAUUUUUCUUGUGUGUUAUGGUUAUGAUUAAUUUUAGAGUGUUUAUGGCGUUUGCAGAAACGAAAAUCGUACAAGAAGAGAACUCCAAGUGGACCAGCCAGUACCGCCGGAGAAGCAAUUGAGAAGAUGUUAGUAGAAAAGAGAAUAUCUCUCAAAAUCAACUAUGAAGUGCUGAGAGAUCUGGAGACUAGUCAGUCCAGUAAACCUACUCUACCGGACAAACCUGCUGCUGAACCGGUUAUACCGGCCAAACAGGAAUUCCUCACUCCACGAGUACCUACAAGAACUGGUGGAAGAAAAAGGUGGGCUAAGCUCAGUGGGAAGUGUUACCAUGGGAAUAAACCCAUUUUGGGAAUUAGAGUCCUCGGUUACCUCUAGCAUGAACUUCGUUAGGACUCUGAGUUGGUGAAAACAGAUUGACCAUUUUUAAUUUAAUCUUCAAUCAUUCCAGUCUUUGGAAUAUGGGAAUUUUCUGUCUGUCUCUUUACCAACGCAUCACGGAAAGCCGCAAAAAUUUUGAGGACAACUCGGUUUAUCUUUCAAAGUUGUACUCUAAAUUCUAGUCUGACAGCAAACACUUCAAUUAUGGUAAACGAGGCGAGCCGCGAGAGAACACGCUCCUCGCACUCGCGUCUCCUCUCGCGUGACUCCUCGCGACUCCCCAAACGCGGAGCUUGCUUGCAGGCUAUCUAAAUUCUUACGGAGUCAACGAACGCUUUUCCUUUAACCAAUUUAUUCUUGCUUCCUUGUUUUGACCUUAUGAUAUUCCUUCUAAUAACCUUGCUCCAACAUACGGUAUUUAAGCCACAAUCUACAAUCCCCUGAUUCGCUCUCACAAAGGGUUCGUGCAUUAUUUUCCGGGCACCAUAUCAAAACUAUGUCAUAUACGGUAUAUCAAUAUAUAACAAUAUUAUUUUCCGAUACCAAUAUCAUUUCCCUACCUAUAAUAUAACUCCAACAUAUGGGUAUUGAAACCACACACAACCUACAAUCUCCUUAUUCGUUCUGCCGAAGGGCUAGCACUCCAAACGUUCGCUUCUCUAUCUCUCUACGGUUGCCAAUCGUCUUUAUUACCUCAGAUGAUAAAAACAAAUUCGUAGUUUUUCUCACAGAAUUCGAAGCCGACCUAACAUACUUUUUUUUUCAAGGAUGUAACUCGGUCGCUUACGCGGCAAGGUUUGACUGAACUGUUGAUUGUGCGCGAAUUGUUAAACUUCGUUCUCUUUGAAUUUCAGAGAUUCGUCUUCGCCUGCUGUUUUGCCAUCAGAAUCCUUCAAGAAACCAAAGGUAAGCGUGCUUACAGCUGAGACCGUAAGAUGGGGGUUUUACGGCAUUAGAGAGAUUAAGAUUCACGUUUACGGCAAACGGCAAACGUCAGAUUUAAGCUUAGAAUUUCUCAGAAUAGAAAAUAAGCCGAUAAAAACUGUCCAGAACAAUUCUUACGGAUAACACUGGCGUGAAACUACUUAGUUUUGAGUAGAAGUAAUAAACAGUACACGACAUUUAAGGGAAAACUUGGUCACGUGGUACAAAUUCACGUUUGCCGUUUGGCGUAAAUGUGAAUCUUAAUCUCUCUUAAGAUUCACGUUUACCGCAAACGGCAAACUUCAGAUUGAAAUUGAGAAUUUCUCAGAAUAGAAAAUAAACAGAUAAAAACAGUUCAGAAUGAUUCGUAUGGAUAAAACUGGUAUAAAACUACUUUUUCUGUGUGUGUAGAAGCAAUAAACAGUAAACGAAAAAUAAGGAGAAAACUUGGUCACGUGGUGCAAAUUCACGUUUGCCGUUUGGCGUAAACGUGAAUCUUAGUUCUCUCAAAUAGAGAGGUAAGAGAUUAGCAAAGCUGUUGUUUUGCUAAUCUAAACCUAUUGCUUUUUCGCUCCCGCCGCCGUCGCCAUUGUCAAUCAGGGCAUUUGUGCUAAAUACAUUGACACUCAAAUAAAGUUCUUUUUUAGCCUACCUUAUAACACUCUUAACAGACUGCACCUGUUUGGACAUUUGCCAAACACUGCAAACCGAAAGAACAUAGCAAACCGAAUUGAAAAAAUGUGGUUAGGAAAUCAUGAUCAUGUGCGUUUAGCAAUGACUAUUUGAAAGGAGUGUAACACUUAAAGCAAGCUACCGUAAUAUCCCGGUGGAAGUAAGCCUUGGGCCUAUACAAUGUGGUAAAAGAUUUAGGCGGAGCUUAUAUAUAUUCGUUAUGGGGUUACUCAGUAUAAUAAGCAGAAAAACAUUUUGAAACUGGCUGGCAACGAAACGUACUUUAUUUCACUAAAAUUCUAGAACAUAACAAGAAAUAGAUACACAUAGAUGAGCCUGUAGCCAGGGGAAGCCGCGGCUUACAAGUUGGGGGCGGGGGUGGGGGUGCUUAAUUAUAACGAAUGGAAUCUAGAUAGAUUUUCCUAUGACCGGCUGGCACUUAAAAGUUGAGGAGGGGGGUGGGGGAGGGGGGCGGUGAAACAGGGAUUUUACGGUACAACGCAGAAUGUCGACUCAAGAGUGCGUUAUCAUUUCCAGCUUACCCAGUCUCCAAAACCAGUCACCGAAGAAGAAAGCCAAAAUGAGGUAGUUGUUGAAAGUGGCCCAGUGGAGUAUGAGAAGAAUGAUGAAAAUACGCAAGAAUUCGAUGAACUGGAGGAGGAGGAGGAGGAGGGGGAACCAGUGAGUGUGACACAGCUCAUGGGACACAUAUACGAUGGAGGUAAGUUGCUUCCAUUUUUUCGGUAA